Molecule: messenger RNA, 1593 nt
Organism: Syzygium oleosum
Lineage: Eukaryota; Viridiplantae; Streptophyta; Magnoliopsida; Myrtales; Myrtaceae
Product: tubulin alpha-5 chain
Exons: 6
Coding region: 32-1381 (449 amino acids)
Biological process (GO): microtubule cytoskeleton organization; mitotic cell cycle
Cellular component (GO): cytoplasm; microtubule
Molecular function (GO): GTP binding; structural constituent of cytoskeleton
Source: RefSeq, a predicted model, not a curated record
UCCAUCCGGGAGGCCUAGGAGAGAAGGAAGGAUGAGGGAGAUCAUAAGCAUACACAUUGGGCAGGCGGGGAUUCAGGUGGGGAACUCGUGCUGGGAGCUCUACUGCCUCGAGCAUGGCAUUCAGCCCGACGGCAUGCUCCCCAGCGACACGACGGUAGGUGUUGCGGCCGAUGCUUUCAACACCUUCUUCAGCGAGACCGGCUCGGGCAAGCAUGUUCCUCGGGCCAUCUUCUUGGAUCUGGAGCCGACCGUCAUCGACGAAGUCAGGACCGGAUCUUACCGGCAGCUCUUCCACCCGGAGCAGCUGAUUUCCGGCAAGGAAGAUGCUGCCAAUAACUUCGCCAGAGGCCACUAUACCGUUGGGAAGGAAAUAGUGGACUUGUGCCUCGAUCGAGUGAGGAAGUUGGCAGAUAAUUGUACCGGUUUGCAAGGGUUUUUGGUGUUCAAUGCUGUUGGUGGUGGGACUGGUUCUGGUCUGGGAUCCCUGUUGCUAGAACGGUUAUCCGUAGAUUAUGGGAAGAAGUCGAAGCUUGGUUUCACCAUCUAUCCUUCUCCCCAGGUCUCAACAGCCGUCGUGGAGCCCUAUAACAGUGUUCUAUCUACUCAUUCCCUCCUUGAACACACAGAUGUUGCUGUGCUCUUGGAUAAUGAGGCUAUAUACGAUAUUUGCAGGAGAUCCCUGGACAUUGAAAGGCCAACUUACACCAACUUGAACCGAUUGAUAUCUCAAAUCAUAUCAUCUUUGACAACUUCGUUAAGGUUUGAUGGAGCCAUUAAUGUGGAUAUCACGGAGUUCCAGACCAACCUCGUUCCUUAUCCGCGUAUUCACUUCAUGCUCUCUUCUUAUGCCCCCGUAAUCUCGGCUGAAAAGGCAUAUCACGAGCAGCUAUCGGUUCCUGAGAUCACUAAUGCGGUGUUUGAGCCAUCAAGCAUGAUGGCUAAGUGUGAUCCUAGGCAUGGGAAGUACAUGGCCUGCUGCUUGAUGUACAGGGGUGAUGUUGUUCCUAAAGAUGUCAAUGCUGCUGUAGCCACCAUAAAAACCAAGAGGACUGUUCAAUUUGUUGACUGGUGUCCCACUGGCUUCAAGUGUGGAAUCAAUUAUCAGCCUCCAACUGUUGUUCCUGGGGGUGACCUCGCCAAGGUUCAGCGUGCUGUGUGCAUGAUCAGCAACAACACAGCAGUAGCUGAGGUGUUCUCACGCAUUGACCACAAAUUCGAUCUCAUGUAUGCUAAGAGGGCAUUUGUUCACUGGUAUGUUGGUGAGGGCAUGGAGGAAGGAGAAUUUUCAGAGGCUCGUGAAGACUUGGCUGCCCUCGAGAAAGACUACGAGGAAGUGGGUGCGGAAGGUGUCGAUGAUGAGGAAGAAGGUGAAGACUAUUAGUAUUGUAAUCCUGCAAGGAGAUCUCGAGGAAUGAUAUCAGUGGUCAGGGUUUGUCCGCCACCUUAUAUGGAAUUCUGUUUAUAUUUCUUGUGUAGACGUGUGCUAUUUCCUCAUGCCUAUGAAAUUGUGGAACUCGUUGCCUUAUUAUGAGAGCUGUUUUGUGGUGCUCGAAACUUGAGAUGGCAAUAAAUAUCGAACCUGGUUUGCUUGUA